Molecule: messenger RNA, 504 nt
Organism: Aspergillus ibericus CBS 121593
Lineage: Eukaryota; Fungi; Ascomycota; Eurotiomycetes; Eurotiales; Aspergillaceae
Exons: 2
Coding region: 1-504 (167 amino acids)
Source: RefSeq, a predicted model, not a curated record
AUGUACGACACCCUGUUCUCGAUUCGAGAUAUUGCCCAAGGGCCCAUGGUCCGCGUCGACCAAGGAGGAUUACUCGAACCCGUCACGGCGAGAGAAAUGCUUGAGCAAGCGGUCGAUUCAGCUACGGAGGAUUGGGGUAUGAAGAUAGCGCUCGGGGAUUUCACCAAGUCCGACUUGGAAACCUACUUCGGACGCGGCAAGUUGGAUCUCAUCCUUCUGACUGUCCUUUCCGACUUCUUAGCGUCCUUCGACAACGACCAGCAUCCCGCUUUGCGGAGGUCGGAGGAACUGAACAUGCAAUACGAGACGAAGCUUGAGGGGUCCGUUUACGGGCCCUUUGUUAAGGUGCACCUCGAUGGACGCACGGAUUACACCGUGUUCCACGGACCACCAGCCGAUUUCAAAGCCAAUUUCGUCUACGUCGAGGCCAAGAGGGAGGGUACAGUCUCUUGCGGAGAAUACGAACUUCUUAGUGCUAUGGCAUUAGUUCAAAGAAAGAGGUAA